UGAUUUCGACUAGAUAUCGAUAGUGACGCCAAAGUCGAGCUGCCGAAAUGUCGCAAGUUGGGCAAUUGCAUCCGAAAUCUCCGCCAGCAACGGCUGGAGCAGAAGCAGGAGCAGGAUCUCCCCAAGCAGCCGCUUCGGUGGCCGUGGCGGCCGAUGCCAACGAAACGGAGCUCAUGGUAAAGGUGAUCAUGGACAUGGGUUAUCCGGAGGGCGAGGCUCGCCUGGCGCUAGCCCAGAGCAACAACAACGUGCAGCGGGCGGUGCAGAUCUUGGUGGAGGGAAUGGAUAACGGCGAGUCGCGCAAGAGGCGUGGCAAUCGCAUGCGAUUAAGGCAACUGAGCAGCUCCCUCAUGGGGAAUCCACUUGCCACGGAUGAAGCCAUCGUCCAGAUGAUGCGGGAUCAGAGGAUCGCACAGGCGCUGGCCGAGUUGGUGAAUGGCAGCAGUGUGCAGGCCAUGGAACUGCUGCUGACCGAGGAAGAGGAUGAGCCCGAGGACGAGAUGUCGGAGGAGGAGCAGCUGGACACCAGCCAGGAGCAGUCAUCCUCAUCUGCCGAUGGCUCUUCGCCUAGCAACUGAAAGGGUUAGUUAGUACUGCUUACAUCUAUUAGUUUAAGUUUUAGAUAUAUGAGAAUGUUAGUUUUCAAGUCCCCUGAAGUUAAAACAAGUUCUUUAUAAUUACGUUUUCAGUUUGCUAUUAUGUCUUAAAUAUUUUAUUAACGUUAUAGUAAGUGUAUGUAUGUUUAUCAGAGUAAUUAAUAUUGUUAUUAAUCCACCAACGAAGGUUUCCACGUUAAGGCGUUAAAUGUUUAUUUAAUAUUUGAAAAGUGUCAAUUUAAAAGUAUACUUAUAUUUAAGUUCAGUUUACAAUUAUGGAAUUUCGUGAAUAUUUGCAUUAAAGAUAUUGCUAAGGUGUUAGUGAA
Molecule: messenger RNA, 922 nt
Organism: Drosophila mauritiana
Lineage: Eukaryota; Metazoa; Arthropoda; Insecta; Diptera; Drosophilidae
Exons: 1
Coding region: 48-578 (176 amino acids)
Molecular function (GO): protein binding
Source: RefSeq, a predicted model, not a curated record